AUGGACCACGUCAUGUCGGAUGACACUCCCAACCUGACCGGGGAGGAGUUCCUUCUUGAAGAUCCCACUGACGACCUCUCGCUUGAGGACCUCGGCGGUGACGACUCUCAUGCUGCCAAGAAGCCGUGUGUUGCCACGGAUGGGUUUGAUGAUGGUAACCCCGGGACUUCCGCGGGUGUUUUGGCGACUCCCCCGAAUGCGCGCACUGCAUCAGCCCCUCAGCAGGGGCCGAACAUGCUCGCGCAAUCUGUCCCCAACCCCCGGGCGCAAGUCAACCAGCCCCCCCCUGGGGCUGGCAGCCCCGAGCCUGCCAUGGCUCCCCCGACGGCUCCUCCGCCUACUCAGCCGGUCCACGUGAAUGGGGCAGUCUCGGUGUCAGCGGAAGCGCAGCCCCCACCUCCCCGCCCCCUCCACCGCCCGCGUUUGGCCGUUGCGGGUUCGGUUUCUCUCCCCUGCCGCCGCCGGGCGGUAGUCACCCUUCUGCUGCCGGAAGCUGGUGCUGACGCGAAUCGGGCCGACAUUUUGGUCCGGCUGUCCGCCCUCCUCCGGGGACACAUGUUCCCGAACGGAACCAUCCCUCCUUACGAGGCUACGCCUAGUGAGGCGCUCCGGGCGUAUGACGACCCCCAUCCUGAAUUUACCGCCUCCAAGACCAACGGCGCGACCACACCCUCUGUCCGCAAUGUUCCCAUUGGUUACGACCAGGAAGACAUCAAGGAGUUCCUCCUGAAUGCCAUGACGAAGGAUGACCUGCCGUGGCUUGAGGACCUCCAGCACUUCCACCGGAUCUCGGACCCCUUUGAGGGAGUGGCCUUCACGAUUAUGGAUGGACUUCCGAUACCAUGCCCCGAUGACCCUACCUUCAAACGCAUUCCGGCGUCCAUCCCUCUGGAGGAAGGAGGCCUACCCAUGCUGCUCAACUUCUCUUCUCACACAUGCUCCUUCUGCGCGAGCAACCACUGGGAUGUGGACCAUGAGUCCUUUGCGGCGCGCCGUAGGCAGCGCCUCCCCAACAAGCACACUAUCACGGUUGGCCAGCUCCAGCAAUCCAAUGGCCAGAUCCUUGGCGCUCAUGCUGUGCCUGUGUUGUUCCGCAACGACCCAGGCCUGCUCUUCAUUGGGCUCGACUCGCUCGUCGAAACAUGGACCUAUGUCCUCUGCGAUUUUCGCUGCGGAAAGGCUCUCGACAGCGCUAUGUCUCACAUGGCUUCCGGUCAGCACGCCGCGCAGCUGCGCGCCACCUCUCACCCCCCUCCGGCCAAGGAAAAGUACAGUACUUGGCGUGCUUUAACCCUGCUCGAGGAGCCGCGCAUUGCAACCUUCGUGCGUGCUUGA
Molecule: messenger RNA, 1335 nt
Organism: Closterium sp. NIES-65
Lineage: Eukaryota; Viridiplantae; Streptophyta; Zygnematophyceae; Desmidiales; Closteriaceae
Source: the annotation of a GenBank genome assembly